ACAAAUUAAAACGCACAGCUUUUUAUCAAAAUACAUUUUUUUAUAUUUUUUGUAUUUUUGGUUCAGUAAAAAUGGCAGUGUUUGAUGUGUUUGAUCCGUUACAAAAUAUUACCCCUAAAUUUACUGAAGAGCAACUAGAAGUUAUUAUCGAGUGGUUUGAUAGUAAUGCCAAACCUCUCCUUGUGAUAAAUGAUGGAGAACCAAUAAAUGUAAUAAGCAUUGAACAAAUAAUAGAUUUUUUGAAACUAAAGAAAUUUCAUAGAAGAUCAUUUCAUUAUCCAACUUAUGGUGAAAUAAUGACUGAGGCGGAUAAUCUUAAAGCUGGACAACUAAGAAUAGUCACAAAAGAACAAUUUAUAUACAUGUUAAACCAAUGGGUUCUCGAAACCACUUUGAAGCACGAACUUAUGUUAGCUAUUAAGAUCUUUGAUACAGAAAAACGUGACUUCUUGGACAUAGAAGAAAUUCAGUCUAUAGUUACAAGUUAUGGGGAUGUAUUCAAUGACGACGAAGUAAGAGAAAUGUUACGGGAUGCCGAUGUAAGAGGGGAUGGAAAUGUUGUCUACGAGGAAUUUAUCGAUAGCAUAUUCAGCGUAGCACCUCAGUUAAAUAAUAUUAUGAUUGAUUAUUUAUAUGAAAAUCCAGAUGAGGACCCAUCCGUUCCACCAGAGCCAGUUGAAGAAGAACCACCACCACCACCGCCUGCACCUCCGCCUCCGCCUCCGCCACCACCACCUAAAGAUAAAAAGAAGAAAAAAUGAAAACCGUACUUUAUACUUACAUAGUGAUGUACUUAUGUCUAAAAAUACAUUUCAUUUUCAAUUAUGUUGUUAUUGUGACGUCAAAAAAUUGUCCAUGUGAAAUUAUUGUAUGACGUUAUUUUAAUG
Messenger RNA from Amyelois transitella, 887 nucleotides. Its product is annotated as troponin C. Bases 72 to 761 code for a protein of 229 amino acids. The transcript is spliced from 4 exons. The record is from RefSeq and is a predicted model, not a curated record. Lineage: Eukaryota; Metazoa; Arthropoda; Insecta; Lepidoptera; Pyralidae. Gene Ontology annotation, molecular function: calcium ion binding.